AUGCAUAUCUCGGUCAUCUUUUCGAAGACAAAUAGCACCAUGCCGCGUCCCAAACGAAAAACUAAGGCCGAGGAUCUCGCCAGGGCCCGCAAUAACCAGCGCAGAUCACGAGAGCGAAGAAAGCAACGAGUAAUUGAACUUGAGCAAAGGGUCCGUGAGCUCGAGGAGGCAGCAGCUCUAGUCCCAGCACCGAGCCUAGAGGCCGAAAAUCGUGCCUUGAAAGAGUUGUUGGAGUCUGUAGGGUUCGACAGGGCGUCCGUCGAGUGGUAUCUCCAGGGUGCUACCGGUGUUCGUGGGCUGGAGCUGCAGAAUUCCGUGGACUCUUACUCUGCCUUUGAUUCAGCGGCCGUUCUAUCGUCGGUUACGCAGUUUUUCGGAACGGAAUCGACAAUGCCAAUUCCGUCUGAUGGCGCAAGGCAAGAGGCAAAUCAGCUCGACACUAUAAAUGCUUCUAGCUUUACUGGACUUGACUUCAGCCAUGCCUUAUCAGCGCCGUUCGGCUUUUCUCGGCAGCCUGAUACUCUCGGAUUCAUUGAGACGUCAGAAAACGUGAUCCAGAAUCAGGAUGUAUCAGGACCCGACGCUGUAGGUGAUAAUCUAUCCGAGAUCCUCGACAGCCUGGGUGGAGGAAACCCGAUUCCGACAGGCUCGGUGAACGAGACGACAACACUAUGCAGCAUCGCCUUUCAUAUGGUCAUCCAGUGCAACCGCACAGGGAGAGAUGUGUUUGAGCUGGAGAGCAAGCUACGAUACGGAUACAGGAUGCCGGCUUCGCCCGGGGAAGGAUGUCGAGUCGAUAACAAGACACUUUUGGCUGUACUCGCUGAACUGCUUUGA
Messenger RNA from Aspergillus nidulans FGSC A4, 837 nucleotides. RefSeq lists its product as uncharacterized. Lineage: Eukaryota; Fungi; Ascomycota; Eurotiomycetes; Eurotiales; Aspergillaceae. The transcript is spliced from 4 exons. The record is from RefSeq and is a predicted model, not a curated record. Bases 1 to 837 code for a protein of 278 amino acids.